CUCCCUCUGUACGAUGUAUGCCUGUUAUACAAGCAUAUCUUUUUCUAAGAAGGAAUGUAUAAACCCUUAAUCAUCGAAAACAGAAAUGUUAAUGUGUUGACCCAUGAGUGCCCUACUAAGAAAGAGAUUGCUCUAUGUUGCAUUGACUCCCAAGGCACACAACAUUCUAUAAUGUUUUCUUGCUGCGAUUGUGAACCAACUGCUCUUACCAUGGUUAGAGCUCGACUCUGGCCGGCUAGUCCUCGUCUCCCAAAAUUAGCCUUCACAUUCGAGUUGUUAGAAUGGGCAGAAGCUCUUCUGUUGGAAUGCCAAGUGGCUCUUGGGGAUUUCUGCAAAGCCCUCCACUUUAAGUCCCCUCAUUUAACCAAUAAGGAGAGAGGAAGCGUCAUGAUUUCUAUGGAUGCUCUAUUUGGACUUCCACGGAAAAAGUCUGCCGGACAGAGUCAUAGAGAUCCACUUCAUGGCCACAUAUUCUUCAAAGAUCAACCUUCAGUUGAUGAGCAUGUUGCUAGUUCUUCUCGAAGAAAUGCUUAUGAUAAGGUGUGCAGUGACUUCUUAGCUGGUGAUGUGCUACGAUCAUCAAAUCGUUACAAAGCCCUUGAUGAGACAGCUUUGUUUGGUUGUGCUUGUAGGCAUGAAUUUCCACUUAUGUUCAUCAAUUUGAAACAUGGAGAGAAAGGAUAAGCUAUGCUGAAUGGCUUUGCAAGAAAUGGUUCAAUCAUAUCCAGCUGAAAUAAAGCUACAUGUGAUGUAUGAUAAUUAUAGCUUGCACUCUAAACAAGUAUAAUUAUGCAGAAAGAUGAAGGAAGUAAUGUUUUAUUGAAGAAAGUGCAGCUUUGCUUACCAAGUUUCCAUGCUUAUGGUCACAAACCACAGUGUCAGAUAAUCUUCAGUCCAUUGCGCUGUGAUGGUUUAGGGCUCUCAGAUGGUGAAGUAAUGGAACGUCUUUGGUCCUUUUUACGCCGUUUCUCUCGCAUGACAAAGGAAAUGCGGCCAGCCCACAGAACGGAUGUUCUUUGUCAUGCUUUGAUUUACUAUGGAUACAAGACAAAGAGAAAGCUAGGCAGGACCAUCACCUAACCUAUUACAACUAUUAAGCUCUGCACCUGAUAGGAUCACUGUUACUAAACCGUUGGAAGAAAGCUGAACAGAUGCAAAACAGGCUGACAAAACAUUUGUACCCUUGGCACUAGCAGAUGUGCUAUCUCCUGUUUCUGAAUUCUGGCAAUGUCCUUCCAGUGAAAUCCCAGUCAGCAUAAAGAGGGACAUCAUAUAUAGACUCAAAAGAUGCGAUGAAGAGCUUCUUUUGCUACAAACUGAAAUGCAUAAUGUGAUCGACUACUACAAUGAGAAGGAAAAGAAAAUUAUUUCUGUACUGCACAAGAUCACAAGUGGUGGAACAAGUCAGUUUCACAGAGGUUGCAUCUCUCUCUUAAGGAAACUUCAUCUGGAAGUUGAGCUUUUUCGAUCAAUAGCUGUGUCUGCUUAUGCCUCUGUGAUUGCUGUCCCAAAGUCUCACCCUUUAGUGGACGCUGGACACAUGUAUGAUAGUUGGGGCCACUGUGUCUCUAUGGUCUAUGUUCAUCCACAGUGUUCAUUGAUGUAAAUAAUUCUCUUGAUUAUGGAUCUUGAAUUAAGUUGGUAAUUAUAACAGUAGCUAUCCAUGACUAAUCCAGCUCUUCACCGUCACUUGAGCUCUCAUACUCAGAGUCUGAGCUAUCAGAAGCAUCAUUGACACACACAUUAUAGCUAACAUUUCAGGUGAUGUAGGAGGUCUGAACAUGGUUUACAAGUCCAUGUUUCAUCUUCAU
Geodia barretti is the source of this 1811-nucleotide messenger RNA. Lineage: Eukaryota; Metazoa; Porifera; Demospongiae; Tetractinellida; Geodiidae. The record is from the annotation of a GenBank genome assembly.